CCAGAAACGCAAGCCAUCACGGCUCGCUUGCAGCGAGCAAACCAUAUAUCAAUAGGCUAUGUAAGCGCAUCUCUCUGAUGCACAAGUGGGAAGUGCAUGUGGUAAUACGUAUAGUGUCUACAGCUGUAGGGGAAUCUAUUUGAGUCUGACAGCUAGUUCGGUAAGUUUUUACUGAGUAAUUGGCUUUCUUGUUCAACAAAGAAGCGAUGGAGUACUGGAGGCAAUGCGCGCUGUGGCUGAUCAGUUGCAAGGUGCUGCCACCGAACCACCGGGUCACAUGGGAGACUGCCCAGGUAUUCGAUUUAGCCCAAACGCUUCGGGAUGGGGUCCUUUUGUGCCAGCUUCUAAACAACCUGCGACCCAAGUCCAUAAAUCUGAAAGAGAUCAACCUCCGGCCGCAGAUGUCACAGUUCCUCUGCCUGAAGAACAUUCGGACAUUCUUGAAUGCCUGCUGGGAAAUAUUCGCCAUGAAGAAGAGUGAACUGUUCGAGGCAUUUGACCUGUUUGAUGUCCGGGACUUUGGAAAGGUCAUGGACACGUUAUCCAGGCUUUCACACACAGAGUUUGCACAACAGGAAGGGAUAAGGCCAUUUCCAACAGAGGAAAGUCUGGAAGAUGAAGACAUAUACAAUGACCUAGAAGACUUGAUAGAUAAGGAUCUAGUGGACGAUGAGGAUGAGCUGUACGACAGUGUGUACGACGAUGGCGUCUACGACGACCUGAUGAGAACUGAGGCCAUGCCCCCACCGCAGAAGCAGACUGAAACCGAUAUCCGAAGCUGCUGUGUGGCAGAGAUUAAACUCACAGAAGAGAAAUACACAGAGACUCUGGAGUCCAUAGAAAAGUACUUCAUGACUCCUCUCAGGAAGUUCUUAUCACCAGCAGAAAUUGAGAAAGUGUUCAUCAACAUUCCAGACCUGGUCAAAGUGCACAAAAGCUUAAUGCAGGAUAUCCAAGACUCUGUUCUCAACAAAAAUGCCCAGAACCUCCAUCAGAUUUUCAUAACUUACAAAGAAAGGCUACUUAUUUACGGAGUAUACUGUAGUCAAGUCGAAAUAGCCAUUGCUAUACUGGAUCAUAUGUGCAAAGAGAAGGAGGCUGUACGACUCAAACUUGAGGAAUGUUCAAAAAGAGCAAACAACGGGAAAUUUACAUUAAGAGAUCUACUUGUUGUCCCAAUGCAGAGAGUCUUGAAAUAUCACCUUCUUCUGCAGGAAUUAGUCAAGCACACCCACGAUGCCACCGACAAGAACAAUUUACGGAUGGGUCUCAGCGCGAUGAAGGACCUUGCUCAGUAUGUUAAUGAAGUGAAGAGAGACAACGAGACUCUGAGGGAGAUCGAUCAGUACCAGAGAUCCAUCGAAAACUUGAAUCACUCUUUACGGGGCUAUGGAAGACCCAAAGGUGACGGGGAGGUGCGGGUUGCAACGGUCGAUAAGCGGACCAAACAGGACAGGCACAUCUUCCUCUUUGACGUUGCUGUGAUUGUCUGCAAGAGGCGGGGCGACAACUAUGAGAUGAAAGAGGUGAUCGACCUCAACCACUUCAAAAUCACCAACAACCCCACCACGGAUAAAGACAACAGAAAGUGGUCCUACGGAUUCUACCUCACUCAUAAACAGGGGCAAACUGGCUUUGAGUUCUUCUUCAAAACCAGAGAGAUGAAGAAGAAAUGGAUGGAGCAAUUCAGCAUGGCUCUAUCCAACGUUCAUCCAGAAAACGCCAGUAGCAACUUCCAUGAGUUCAGGAUGCACACCUUUGAGAAGACAACCUCCUGCAGCUCCUGCCACAUGCUCCUGAGAGGGAUUUUCAACCAGGGAUACCGGUGUGCAAAGUGUGGGGCAGGAGCCCAUAAAGAGUGCCUGGGGAGGUUUGGGUGCUGUGGGAAGUCCAGCCCAGAAUCCGCGACGUUGAGGCUGAAGAAAGGAGUUGUUUCAAAACGUCGGAUUGAUUCAGGCCUGCCGAAGAUGGUGACGAUCCGCGAGUACUAUGGUGUCCCCAGUCCCGUGUGUGGCCUGCCACUCAACAUUCAGGUCGGGGACGUCAUCGAGCUCCUCUGUGCCGAUCUGCACUCUUCCUGGUGGCAGGGUAAGAACCUAACAACGGAUGAAGUUGGCUUUUUUCCCAGCGAUGCAGUAAAGCCUUGCCCAUGUGUCCCGAAGCCUGUCGAUUACUCUUCCCAGCUCUGGUUUGCGGGGGCCAUGGAGAGGCCCCAGGCAGAGUCUGAGCUGAUGGACAGGGGGAACAGCACCUACCUCGUCAGGCUGCGGAGCAGGGACUGCACCGAAUACGCCAUAAGCAUAAAGUUUAACAGCGAGGUGAAGCACAUCAAGAUUUUGACCAAGGAGGGCCAGUUCUACAUUGCAGAGAACAGGAAGUUCAGGAGUAUUUUGGAGCUGAUCGAGUAUUACAAGCAUCACUCUCUGAAGGAGGGGUUCAGGAACCUGGACACCACCCUGCAGGUCCCUUACAAGAACCUGGAAAACACUGGAAUUCACAGAACCAAUGGAUCCAAUGGGUCGCUGUGCGGGCUUUCUUUCACAUCUCCUGAUGGCUACAGCUUUGUUCCUCCCUCCUCUGCUCCUUUCUGGUCAGUGUUCACUCCAAAAGUGAUGGGCUUCGCCAUAGCCCGUUAUGACUACAGUUCCAGGGAACUGCGUGAGCUGUCUCUGCUGGAGGGGGAUAUCGUGAAAAUCUACAGCAAGAGUGCCAACGGGUGGUGGAAAGGAGAAGUCAACGGGCGGGUGGGCUGGUUCCCCUCUACAUACGUGGAAGAGGAAGACUGACUGAGCCCGGGGGUUGCCUGACCGUUAUUCCCGUCGAGAGGCAACACUGCGGAUCGCUUUCACAAAACCGGGAUGGCGAAAAGGAGGGGAACUCUCCCCGGCGGCCUGUGCUCACAGAUGACUGAGCCAGCCAGCUCUGCGUUCCAUAGGGAGAGCCUGGCGGCUGCUCAGUCGGUUAGAGCUGGCUCAGACCUUACAAACAAUCAUCCCGGACGAGAACCCUAAAACUCAGACAAAUUUGUUGUCCUGUCACUCAGCCCGACCCACUUUUGCGGAACCACUUGUACCUGCCUCUUUAUGUUUUACAUCUCUGCAUAUUUCACCAUGGCCACUCCCACCUCACCCCCCAGCCAAGACUUCUUAGGAUGCGACAGAAUUGGGAGAAAAAAAGCUUCCUAGAAAAUAAUGUUUUUUUUUCAGGUUUACCUCACGGACGUCUCCCGCUGUCCCCGCUCUUCCUGCGUGUCCUACUUACCCGGGUUGUUAUUGAUGGCCUCACCCGUCUGCUCCGCUCUCUCUCUCGCACCCGAGGCCAUGGGCCGGAACGUCGCGAGCGCUCUAACACGUGACCGCCCCCCUGGGACGUGCUGAGGUCCCGCACCCCGAAUGCGCCGUCCCAGGCGACGGCGGGACGAUAAGGGAGGGGACGGUUAGCGGCGGAUCGCUCCUAACAUCUUCCUCCUCCUUUCAGUUCGGCAGAGAUUUUUCUUCACGGUCGCGGUCACCUCUUUCAGAAAGCCAGACAAACAGAGAAGCCAGACUGUUUGCCUUCUCACUUCUCUUUAUCAGAUAGCCACAUUGUAUGUGCGAUGUGACGGUAACGGUGUGCAAGCUGUUGAUAGAAAGCAAACACAAUCAGCCUGACGUACCCACAAGCAAUACUACAGCACGCCACGCACAGAGCCUGCAGCUUGAAAAUAAUGACAUAACGGAAUACCGUUAGCUGUAGCGCGGUGCAUCUCUAAUCCUCCAACAAAUAGGAUUUACUCAAAUGCAUUCAGUGCUGUUUGCUAACAGAAAAGUUGCUCACUGUGGAAUGACUUAACUUACCUAGAGGUGGAAAAUCCAGGUUCAGAGAGUAAACGUCCUCCCCAGUAUUUGUUUCAGUCACCUUGAUUUGCUAAGUGGCACAAUUCUUCAGCCAGGAGGCGUAAUUAAUUAGUGAAAUCAGCUGGCUGAAUUCACGGGUGAAAGAAAAACAUGGCAGGACUUUUACUUUAUGGCCUCUGGACUUUCCAUCACUGCACUUAGCAAUUGAGUUAUUAUUUAAUAGUAAGGAAAAAGUAAAAACCUGCAGUGCAGUAAGAUGAGGUGUUGUUACAGUUCUGCUGCCAGGUGAUUGACAGGUGAAUGAACUCAGCUGGGCAGAGUUUGAUAUGUAUCCAGACAUUCAAUGUGAUGCCUAAAAAUUUCCAGGCAGGGAUUCAAUGCUGGGUGUCCUUGUUGGAAACAGGAGAAAACUUUAAAACUUCUGCAAAUCUUGGACAAAUGUAUUGGACAGAAAUAGAUUUCACAGGUACUUUGAAUACAUACACCAAUGCACUUAUGGAAGUUUUAAAUAAUGAGCAUCUGGUUUAAAAAGUUACUUAACAAGUAGCUGUGUAUAAUAUUUAUAGGAUGUAUGAGACAAUUUGCGGCCAGGUUUUAAAUAUGAAAUGAGCUUCCAGUUGUCCUUAGGAAAUAAAUCAAUCAUUACAUUUUUUUUGUGAGUUUGUCAAGCAUGGAUAUUGUUAAACACAUUUUAGUCCCUUCCUGACAGCAGGGACAGACUAACAACCAAAGUGAAAGUCUUGUUGCCCAUUCACAAAUCUCCUGUUCAACUGUUUGUAUUAAAAUUUUAAAAUAAUUUAUUAUUUUCUAAAAGAACAUACAAAAAAAUAAAGUACAACCCUUGAUGUAUGACAUA
Anguilla anguilla (European eel) is the source of this 4692-nucleotide messenger RNA. RefSeq names its product vav 3 guanine nucleotide exchange factor b (gene vav3b). NCBI's taxonomy places the organism in Eukaryota, Metazoa, Chordata, Actinopteri, Anguilliformes, Anguillidae. Gene Ontology annotation, molecular function: protein binding; guanyl-nucleotide exchange factor activity. The transcript has 28 exons. Gene Ontology annotation, cellular component: plasma membrane; cytoplasm. The coding region runs from base 207 to 2786 and encodes 859 amino acids. The record is from RefSeq and is a predicted model, not a curated record. Gene Ontology annotation, biological process: intracellular signal transduction; cell migration; regulation of GTPase activity.